UACUGUAAAUAUCAGAACACUAGAUUUUAGUCAGAGAACACUUCUCAUAACUAUAUUAUAAUAUUCUCAAAUUGAUAUUCCCUUGUGUUGGUUAAUCGUUUGUGUGAUUAAGAACCUUAAUUGUGAAACAAUAUCGGCGCUUUGUGAAACAUUUUCCUGUGUGCAUUUCAACCUCUACUAUUCCAUCAUUCACAGUCCACUCCAUGGAACGAAGAGAGCAAAAAGGGACUAAUCGAGUGACAACCCAACAGCUCUCAAGAAUGGCAAGCGCCCUGGAAUCAGCACCGGAAGUCGCGAAUAACGGAGUGAGGGGUCCGCAGACGGUAUUUUGGAGAAAAGUUGCUAAAGAACUGAACGAACUUGGACCCGUGGUUAGAGAUACGACAUCAUGGAAGAGGGUUUGGUUUGACUUUAAAUUUAGCGUAAAGAAACGAGUAAAACAACACAACGAGGACGUAGAGGAUGGUGUUUACCCAAGGCAGCUUUCCCCUAUACAGGCAAGAGUUGCAAAACUGUUAAACAUGGAAGUCAAGAAAUCGAAGUUGAUACAAGCCGCAGGCUCCAGUUCCGAAGAGAUGCACAGCGAUGAGACAAUCGGCUUCAAAGAUGAAACGUUCGAUCGGGAAGAUUCAAACCCGCUGGCCAAUAUGAUGCGAGAUGCGUCCGAUGACACGAUGAACCCGUUAACGACGCGCUCCUCACCAAGAGUGAUCAGUUCGUGUCAUAAACGACUGGAAAAGCUUCCCAACAUUACCAUUGUAAAGCAAAGGCAUGAUCAAGAUCCCUUAGCCAACGGUGCUGCUAACAGCGUUGCCGCCGAUGAAGAGUCCAACGCUAUACCAUGCAGUACAUCCCGGAAAAGGGCAAGAGAUGCAAACUUUCAUAAAGCUCUGGAAACUAACAAAGCAAUGAUUGCUGUGGUAAAUGCAUCUCUGAUCGCUAACAAGGAACUUACCGAUGAGAUGCGAGCAAUGACGAAAUCCUGCAACGAACUGAACGAAAAUAUGAAGAAUAUGAAUAGUACGAUGCGGGAAUUGAUAGAAGUAUUAAAACACAAAUAAACGAAUGCAUUUAC
This is a messenger RNA of Anopheles moucheti, 1075 nucleotides long. RefSeq lists its product as uncharacterized. The transcript has 3 exons. The coding region runs from base 204 to 1061 and encodes 285 amino acids. Lineage: Eukaryota; Metazoa; Arthropoda; Insecta; Diptera; Culicidae. The record is from RefSeq and is a predicted model, not a curated record.